Molecule: messenger RNA, 972 nt
Organism: Elaeis guineensis (African oil palm)
Lineage: Eukaryota; Viridiplantae; Streptophyta; Magnoliopsida; Arecales; Arecaceae
Source: RefSeq, a predicted model, not a curated record
GACAUUAGAGCACUUUUUCCUUCUGACUACAACCCAUUCUAUGCGGGCUUUGGGAACAGAGACACUGAUGAGCUUAGUUACAGAAAAAUUGGAAUUCCAAAAGGAAAAAUAUUUAUCAUUAAUCCAAAGGGGGAAGUGGCUAUCAACCACUGCAUCGAUGUGAAAUCUUAUACCUCCUUGCAUACACUGGUCAAUGACAUGUUCCCACCGACAUCAUUGGUUGAGCAGGAGGAUUUCAACUCUUGGAAUUACUGGAAAAUGCCAUUGCCUGACAUUGAAUGCUAGGAUUAACCCUCAGAACACAGUAUCAAAAUUUAGAUCACAGAAUUAUUAUGACUUACGUGGUGAUCAUUUGUUCCAUCUACUGCAGCUGCCCAAGUCAGUUGAUCUAUGCUAGUUCUAUCAAAGGAUUCAUUUGUAAAUUGUUGAUUUUUAAUGAGGGGGCAUUACAAAGGUUGGUGGAUUCAGAGUUGCAUCCGGUCACAUGAAGAAAGGUGGUCAGGUGUAAAGUAAUGGUUAUCCUUUCCAAUGCCCUUUGCGUUGCAUUCCCUCCUCACUUGUCCUAUGUGGCUUCAAUAAUUUGGCUACAUUACCUGCCAAUAAUAUGCAACCUGUUACGUGGUAAGCAGAAAACAACGUCCAGUUUUAGUUUGGUGAAAAAGGCCCAUGGUUCAUUGGGCACAGGUUGAGAUACUUUUUUGCAACAUCCGAUGCUACAUGUUCUGAGGCAAGGUUUCUAGCCAUUCUUGGAGAGCAAGGGGGUGUUGAUCAACAGUCCAAAGCAAAUCCCAGCAGAUGCUUUAAAUCCAUAGAAGGCUGACAUCUAACUUGAAUGAUGCAUAGUAGUAAGUUUUUCCACCUCUUUUUUUUUUUGAUGUAUUUGCACCCAUUGUUGCUUGAACUGUUAGCUUCACUCAUUGGAGUCACAUAAAUGAAAUCCAAGUAUUGAAUGGACUCUUGCCGUUCUUCUAA